Molecule: messenger RNA, 1787 nt
Organism: Falco peregrinus (peregrine falcon)
Lineage: Eukaryota; Metazoa; Chordata; Aves; Falconiformes; Falconidae
Gene: RBP1
Product: retinol binding protein 1
Exons: 4
Coding region: 1154-1561 (135 amino acids)
Biological process (GO): retinoic acid biosynthetic process; vitamin A metabolic process; fatty acid transport
Cellular component (GO): nucleus; cytosol
Molecular function (GO): fatty acid binding
Source: RefSeq, a predicted model, not a curated record
AUAUAUAUUUAUUUAAAUAUAUGACACUGCUAAACUUUGACUUUUUAGGACCCUGAAUAACUUCCUGUGUUUUGGCAGUUUGGACAAGAGGUGGAAAUAAAUCUUUCUUUCAUGCAAGGACUUAAAAAUGCAUGUACCAUUCAUGUAAUUUUAAGCCUCCAGAUUCACAAAUGACAGACAGUCCUCAUCCCCAGAUUUAAAGUGGGUUUCUUUGCUUCUCUGAUCCAGAGUCUUCUGUAAAAGUAAGUAAUUGCUGAAGCUCUGGAGUAGAUAACAUAUCUAAGAGGAACUUCAGCUGUACCAUUUGAAUAUACAUAGUAGAAAAUAAAUGAAAAUAGCUAAGAGGCUGUCUCAGUAUUUGAGCCCUAAUGUUAGCUAGAAAGAUCAUUCUGUGUUGGUUGCCUAGUCUCCUGAUUCAGUCUAUGUUAUUUUUGACAGAAGACACCUUCAAAAACUACAGAAUCCAUAAAGUGCUACUUCUGUGUUUCAAUGUUGCUUAAAUUAACUGAAAGCAUACAUUCAGUAGCCAUAUACAGGAUUAACCACUGCUUCUUGACACAAGUUCCCAUCUAACUGGCUCUUUUUGAGUGCUCAGGUGGCCACUGGUUCUCUAGAAUUAAGGAGCUUGUGGAACAAGUGAAAGUAAUGCCAGAGACAAAUCGCUUUCACUGAGUCUGUAUGAUCGUUUUCUGAAGAGUAGGUGGCAUAAAGUAGUAAGAACAUAUUCAAGGAAGAAAGAUUUGCCAUAAAAAAACACACAAGCACUUAUAUAGCUUUGGCUAAUAUCCUAAUGUAAAGCUAUUUAAAAGGGUUGGUUUUUUUUCUGAGUGGCAUGAAAAAUGAAGAGUAAUAUGGCUAAAUGUAUCUCAAGAUAAUCGGAACCCUUAUGGAAGUUAUGUGGAAGGUGAAUGUUUCUAUUUAAAUCAAGUCAUCCUGCUGUCAUUAGAAAUUGCAGAGGUUCAGCCUUGUGGAAGGGUUUAAAGGCAACACUUCAACAAUAAUCGGAUUAGAAGGACUUGCAUAGCUACAUGGUCUAAAAAAGAGAUAAAAGAAACCAGAUUUCAAACUUGCCGCAAAGUAAGGCAGUGAACUGUGUGGUGCAGAAUCAACACACUGGUCUGAGACUUUGAUUUGACAAUUACCUGAAGCAGGGAUGCCUGCAGAUUUCAAUGGCUACUGGAAAAUGGUCAGCAAUGACAAUUUUGAGGAGUAUCUGAAAGCACUGGAUGUAAAUGUUGCUGUAAGAAAAAUAGCAAACUUGCUAAAACCUGACAAAGAAAUCCUUCAGAAUGGGGAUCAUAUGAUCAUUAAAACUCUAAGCACUUUUAGAAACUACAUCAUGGAAUUUGAUGUAGGAAAGGAGUUUGAGGAGGAUUUAGCUGGGGUGGAUGAUCGCAAAUGCAUGACGACUGUAUCUUGGGAUGGAGAUAAGCUUCUUUGUGUACAGAAUGGAGAAAAAGAAGGUCGUGGUUGGACCCAGUGGAUUGAAGGAGAUGAAAUGCACCUGGAAAUAAGAGUGUGUGGAGUCAAGUGUAAGCAGGUUUUUAAGAAGGUACAGUGAGCCUACUACUGAUACAGAAGUGAAGAACAGUAGAAUUUGCAGACUUGCCACCAAAUCUCCAAAUGCUAGUAAUGAACAUCAUCAGUGAUGAGAGCAAAUACAGAAACGAAGAUCACAUUAGAACUGUAUAGUUAGAAUAAAUUAUUUUUAACAGAUCAUUUUAAAGAAAUAACCGCAAAUAAAACUAUUUUUAGAACUGCCAAUUAAAGAUACUGAUUACUAUAAA